CUCUUGGGCUGUUACUGCACGGGCUCGUGAGCCCUGAGUAACUAAUAGUAACCAUCCUCCUCCGCCUCACCAGUGUCAUCCUCACAAGCACUCUGGGAGGAAUUGCUCUGUGGUCACCACUUGGAUGAAUAUGAACAUUCUUAGGAAACCUGAAUUUUCAAUCUCUAUAAAUGAAUAAACUUAUUCAAUAUAAUUUGGAAUGAUGCUGAGAUUCCAAGAAGCUGCCAAAUGUGUGGCUGUAUCAACAUCUGUCUCCACUCACUCAAAGACUUUGAUUGCAAGACGUUAUGUUCUUCAACAGAAGCUUGGAAGUGGAAGCUUUGGAACGGUUUAUCUGGUUUCAGAUAAGAAAGCAAAACAAGGAGAAGAAUUAAAGGUUUUGAAGGAAAUAUCUGUCGGAGACCUGAAGCCAAAUGAAACAGUUCAGGCAAACUUGGAAGCACAGCUCCUCUCUAAACUUGACCACCCAGCCAUCGUCAAGUUUUAUGCCAGCUUCGUGGAGCAAGACAACUUCUGCAUCAUCACCGAGUAUUGUGAGGGUCGAGAUCUGGACUAUAAAAUUCAAGAGUACAAAGAAGCUGGGAACACCUUUCCUGAAAACCAGAUAAUAGAAUGGUUUAUUCAGCUAUUACUAGGAGUGGACUACAUGCAUGAAAGGAGAGUACUUCACAGGGACCUGAAAGCAAAAAACAUUUUUUUGAAAAAUAACCUACUCAAAAUUGGGGAUUUUGGAGUCUCCCGGCUCUUACUGGGAUCAUGCGACCUGGCAACAACUUUCACUGGGACACCAUACUACAUGAGUCCAGAGGCUCUGAAACAUCAAGGUUAUGACACCAAGUCUGACAUUUGGUCACUGGCAUGCAUUCUGUAUGAGCUGUGCUGCAUGAAUCAUGCAUUCACUGGUCACAAUUUCUUAUCCAUUGUUUUAAAAAUCGUUGAAGGUGACACACCUUUUCUUCCUGCUAGAUACCCAGCAGAGCUGAAUUCCAUCAUGCAAAGCAUGUUGAACAAGAGUCCUUCAUUGAGACCGUCAGCAUUAGAAAUUUUAAAAAUCCCUUACAUCGAUGAGCAACUGCAGCGCAUGAUGUGUAAAUAUACCAGCAUGACCAUGGACGAUAAGAAUUUGAACUGUCAGACAAAAUCAGAUCAUCUCAUUAAUGUCAUGCAGAGAAAGAUCCAUCUACAAACCCUGCGGGAGCUGUCUGAAGUGCAGAAAAUGACUCCCCGAGAGAGAAUGAGACUAAGGAAGCUCCACGCAGCUGAUGAGAAAGAAAAGAAGCUGAAGAAGUUGGCUGAAGAAAAAUACGAGGAGAACACCAAGCGAAUGCAAGAACUGCGAUCCCGGCAACCUCCGCCCUCGAGGGCAGACGCUCCGUAUGAAUCUGAUGAACAGGCUUCAAGACCUUUGACUGCAUCUGAGCCAAGUGGAGAGGAGGAGACACCAGCAGAGCUGUCCCUGCCUCCCGCUCAGCCAAUGACCUCCUGGGGCUCUGCACGACAGGAACCAAGUCAGGAGGCAGCUUCAGACAGUCUAUCUGCGUGUGAACUAGAGAAUCAUGAGAUCCCGGAAGAUCCUUUAGAAGCUGAAGAGUAUUAUGUGGAUGUUUUUGACUCCUGUUCUGAAGCGAGUGAGGAGGAUCAAAUAGAAGAAGUGAUAGAAGAGGAGGAAGAGGAGGAGGAGGUGGAGGAAGAGGAGGAAGAGGAGGUGGAAGAGGAUGUGGAAGAAGAAGAAGUGGUAGAGAGCACUUACAAGACCAGCCAUCAGGACAGUGACCUUGAGGCGUUGGUCAAGUGUUUGGAAAACGUCCUGGCAUGCAGUUCCCUAGGUACGAGGACUGUCACCAGAUCAGCUCUCGUCUUGCCCCAGGGACCAAGCCCUCUCAACAACACUGUGUCUGAAGCCAAGAUCAAACUGAUGAGAGAAUCGGCCAUUCAGAAGCUAGGCUUGGAAGUGUUUGAGACGGUCUACAGCUACCUCAAGAAGGCCAGGAGACAGAAUGCCGGCGAAGAGGAGAUCAGGCAGUCCCUGGAAAAAGUGGUGCCGCGAGCCAGCGACUGUUUUGAAGUGGAUCAGCUCAUCUACUUCGAGGAGCAGUUGUGUAGGACGACAAGGGAAGAGACUGAGCUCUAGAACCAAUUUUAAGUGGUGGACAAAAUCAAACACUAACCAGAUGGGAGACAAAUCCCAAGGGUUAAUCCAACAAACGCACAAGAUGGAUUGUAUCAAUAGGUAGUUGGGGACACCAUCUUUAUGAUUCUCCAGCUAGCAAAAUAGACUUUUGUCUGUUGUCUUAAUUUGGGUAUGUUAUAUGUUGGUGAGCACGGCACAAUCAAGAUUGGAGUAUCCCACAUGGUAAAUAGUUAUUUCCCAAGCAGCCUUUAAAAAAGUAUUUUUUAAAGCCUCUUUAUUAAAGCGGGGGGAAGUCUGAAUGGAAUAAUGAAAGGGUCCUGGAAUAGAAUUCAGGGAAUCUGAGUUCCCCUGCUAUCUCUGCUAUUAACUGGUUUUAUCUUGUUGGGUUACUUCUUAGUCUCAGUUUCCUAUAAAAAGAGUAGUUUGAGCUAAAUGAUUGUUAUCAUUCCUUCUAGUUCUAACAUUCUGUUCUUCUAGUUGUUGUGUCUAGUCCCAGUUCUAGAAAUUACACUCAGAAGAUGGACUUCUUGGAAAUGAGUCAUGGUCAUUGGGCUGCCAGGCCCCAGGGACUCUAUAGGAAUUAUGGACAUUGAGUUUGCAUUUUCAAUGUAGGAAAAUUGUUAGGGGUUAGAGGAACAUUCUUGCCAUUUCCCUCUUUUUAUUUUCCCCAAAAUACAAUCAUUCUCCAUCUUCCUUGAUUUUGUUGAAUUCCUUAAUCCUUCAAUCUCUGAGGUCUGCAGCCUCAGCCUCAGUUUAGACUCUUCUCCCUCACCCCUAUGUCCAAUCAGUUGCCAAGUUUGUCUGUUCUACCUCUGGGACAUCUUAAAUCAGUCACCAUUCACAGUCUUUGCCUUGGUUUCAGACUUCACUGAUUCUCACUGGGAUUUUUGUAGUCCCUCCUUUAUUAGACUUAUCUGCUUCCUCUCUAUCUCUCUCUGUCUCUGUCUCUGUCACUCUCCCUGUCUCUCUCCCUCUCUCUUUCUUUGUCUCUAUCUUUUCCAAUCCAAUGUCAAAACAGCUGCCAAAUUAAUAUUUAUAAUUGACCCCUUUGCUCAGAAAUGUCCAGAACUUCCCUAUCACUUCUAGAAUUGAAUGAAGAUCCCUUAGCUGGUGAUUAAAUUCCUCAUAAAAUGAGGAUGGACUCGAUGAAUCCUAAGGUUCUUUUCAGGUCAGAAGCUAUAAUCAUAUGUUAUAGAGGUGACUAAGUUCAGAAAAACAUUUAGCUAUUGAAUUAAAGUAGAACCUCCUAGAAUACCUUUCCUUAAAAGUUUUCCUAAAAGACAUUUAUAUUCCAUAAAGUGCUACUUUUUUCUAAGCUGGAUAUCAGUUAAACAAAUUUAUUUCUUUAUAGAUGGAUAAUUUAUCUAUUUUUAUCCCUUCAAAGACUACAAAGCUCUUUAUUGGAUGUAUCUGUGAUUUAUGAUUCUAAUUUAUCUUUCCAGACUUAUUUCAACUCUCCUUCAUGCAUUCUGCAUUUCAGCCAAGCUGAUCUAUUAGCUGUUUCUUUAACUUGGCAUGCAAUCUCCCAUCUCCACACCUUUGCCCAAAUUCUUUCUUUUAUCUGAAACAUUAUCCUUCCUCACCCCUGAAUCUUAAAAUCUCUUGCUUCAUUCGUGGCUCAGUUUGAUAAAAUCCUUACUAAUUCCCUAUCCCUGGACACCUACCCAGUCCAGUUGUCAAUGUCUUCUACUUCCUCCUCCUCCUGAAAUUGUUUUGUACUUGCUGUAUUUACAUUUCUAGAAACAUGUUGCAUCUUCUCCAUUAUUUAGAAUGUAAACUCCUUAUGGGAAGGGCAAAGUGCUGUAUUCAUCAAAAGCCUUUAAUAAAUGUUUAUUGAACUGAUAUUCCAAUAAAAGGAGUUAUGGGGGAAUCAGGAUUCAAAAUCCUAUCCCCAAUUUACAGCCAUGAAAUUGAACUUCAUUCCCUAAAAAUACUCAAUGUGUUGAAGGGCUUUUAUUCAUGACAAGUGUAUACAUGUUGUCUUCUCCUACAGAAUAUAAGCUCCUUGAGGGCAGGACUGUUUUAUUUUUGUCUUUGAAACCCAGUGCUUAGCCCUGGUGUAGACGCUUAAUAAACGCUUACUGAUUGAUGGGCA
Antechinus flavipes (yellow-footed antechinus) is the source of this 4226-nucleotide messenger RNA. RefSeq names its product NIMA related kinase 11 (gene NEK11). Bases 200 to 2131 code for a protein of 643 amino acids. Gene Ontology annotation, molecular function: protein kinase activity; ATP binding. Gene Ontology annotation, biological process: protein phosphorylation. NCBI's taxonomy places the organism in Eukaryota, Metazoa, Chordata, Mammalia, Dasyuromorphia, Dasyuridae. The record is from RefSeq and is a predicted model, not a curated record. The transcript has 16 exons.